AUGGGAUCGGCGUUGAAAGACCUUGAAUCCCUUCGUCAGACGGGAGAAGUACAGGAUUACGUUAACUCAUUGCUGGUACUUAUGAAAAAGGCCAAAAUCACGGAAUACCCAGCAUGCCUCCAUUACUUUAAACUUGGACUAUCCCGCCGACUUCUCGAGCGAAUCAUGAAUGUCAACCCACUCCCCACCGAUAUGGAAGGGUGGUACAAGAAGGCGGUUGAAAUUGACAACCAAACCAAGUCAAUGCAGAUGUAUACAAAAUUCCAGAACAGUUGCCCUAGCGGACAGCAGCAGAAGCAGGGGCAACAACAGAGGAAGGGACCCAUCUACACACGAGACCCUAAUGCUAUAGACGUCGACCGCAUGUCGCAAGAAGAACGCGACAGGCACAUCAAAGGAGGACUCUGCUUUGAGUGCCAUCAACAAGGACAUCGCUCACGUGAUUGUCCUAAGAAGAAGCCAAAGAACCCCGGAAACACUUCAGGAACACGCAAGGAGAUACAGGUCGAGGAAUCCAAAGGGGAACCCUCAACCUCAAAGAUAGAAGACGUUGAAGAAGACACCGCAUCAGUCAAAAGAACGACCAUUUCCAACAGUGACGUCUCCGAAUUACUCCAGGAGUUACGAAAGAUGCAGAAGGAACGUAACGACUGGAUCAGGAAACUAGAAGGAUCGGAUUUUGGAUCCGACGGGCUGUAA
Molecule: messenger RNA, 699 nt
Organism: Sparassis crispa
Lineage: Eukaryota; Fungi; Basidiomycota; Agaricomycetes; Polyporales; Sparassidaceae
Exons: 1
Coding region: 1-699 (232 amino acids)
Molecular function (GO): nucleic acid binding; zinc ion binding
Source: RefSeq, a predicted model, not a curated record